This is a messenger RNA of Artibeus jamaicensis (Jamaican fruit-eating bat), 516 nucleotides long. It is a transcript of the gene RPS17, whose product is annotated as ribosomal protein S17. The record is from RefSeq and is a predicted model, not a curated record. Gene Ontology annotation, cellular component: ribosome. Gene Ontology annotation, molecular function: structural constituent of ribosome. NCBI's taxonomy places the organism in Eukaryota, Metazoa, Chordata, Mammalia, Chiroptera, Phyllostomidae. The coding region runs from base 68 to 475 and encodes 135 amino acids. The transcript has 5 exons. Gene Ontology annotation, biological process: translation.
UUCUAGCCUGCGCUUUAUAGGCCUCUCUUGUACUUCCUGUUUCCUCUUUCACCAGGGACCCAUCAAGAUGGGCCGCGUUCGCACCAAGACCGUGAAGAAGGCGGCCCGGGUCAUCAUCGAGAAGUACUACACGCGCCUGGGCAAUGACUUCCACACCAACAAGCGCGUGUGCGAGGAAAUCGCCAUUAUCCCCAGCAAGAAGCUCCGAAACAAGAUAGCGGGCUAUGUUACGCAUCUGAUGAAGCGGAUUCAGAGAGGUCCCGUGAGAGGCAUCUCCAUCAAGCUGCAGGAGGAGGAGAGAGAGCGGAGGGAUAAUUACGUUCCCGAGGUCUCAGCCCUGGAUCAGGAGAUCAUUGAGGUUGACCCUGACACCAAGGAGAUGCUGAAGCUCCUCGACUUCGGCAGUCUGUCCAACCUGCAGGUCACUCAGCCUACAGUCGGGAUGAAUUUCAAAACACCACGUGGAGCUGUUUGAAUCUUUCUACUGUAAUAUUAUCAAUAAACCAUCGACAACUU